AUGAAAUCAACAUGGAACCCACCAGACUCGAAUAACAGUAGCCUCGAAAAUUACAUUAAGGCAACCAAAGUUGAGAUAUCCAAAAUCACUACCAAUAAACCCAAACAAAACAUGAAUUCUGCCGAAAGAGCAGCAAUAAAUAGAUUACAUCAUGAUAACACAAUUGUAAUAAAACCAUUCGACAAAGGUCAUGGUAUUGCAAUCAUGAAUACAACUGACUAUAUAUAUGAAAGCCUUCGUCAAUUAAACAACGAACAAUACUACACUAAAAUUGGUGGUAACGAUACUAUAGUCACGUCUAAUUCGGUCCAUGAGCUCGUUACAGAAAUGUACAAUCUGGAUUUAAUCGAUUACGACACGUAUAAAUAUACAGACCCAUUUAACUACACAGUUAGAACGCCCCGGUGGUAUUUAUUGCCUAAAGUACACAAACCACCACCAGAGGGCAGUAUAUUUGUUGGUAGACCGAUAAUCAGUGGUUGCUCUGGUCCCACAGAGAAAAUAUCAGAAUUGAUUGACCACUUUUUAAUUCCAAUCGUCAAAAGACAACAUACUUAUAUCAAAGAUACUACAGAUUUUAUUAAUAAAAUCGAAAAUAUACAAGUAUCUGAUAAUAACGUCCUAGUAACCUUGGAUGUCGUAUCAAUGUAUACUAAUACUGUUCACGAAGAAGCGAUCCGAGCAACCGCUAAUGCAAUGCAAUCGAAUUACAAUCACAGUGACAGUCCUUUGAAACCACUACCUGGGGAAUAUAUAAUUAAACUCCUUGAAAUCAUUCUGAAAAGAAAUACAUUCGAGUUUAAUAAUGAGUAUUAUACCCAAACAUGUGGAGUUAGCAUGGGAUCACCGUCUUCACCUGAGAUUGCCGACAUUACAUUCCACCUACUGGAAAAUCAGAUUUUACUAUCUGGUGCUCGUUAUAUCAAAACAUGGUAUCGUUUUCGAGAUGACAUUUUCAUGGUAUUCAAUGGUACCAUACCUGAAUUACACAAAUUUAUUCAGGAUGCUAAUAUGCUUCAUGAUAAAUACCAGCUCACAUUUGAAUACUCAAUGACACAAGUCACGUACCUUGACCUUGACCUAUAUAAAGGACAACGCUUCCUUGAUCUGAAUAUACUAGACGUGAAAACGCACACCAAGACAACGGAAACGUUUCAAUAUUUGAAACGUAAUUCCUGUCACCCUACAUCAGUAUUCAAAGGUUUUAUUAAAGGCGAAACUAUUCGAUAUGCUCGUACAUGUAAUAAUGCAAACGAUUUCUUACAUAAACGUAAUUUAUUUAUUGAAAAAUUGCGUGUAAGAGAUUACACAAAUAACGAUAUCGAAAGAUACUCUUCAAUUAACGAACAUGACAAUCGUAUCUCACAUUUACGAGAAUCAAUGCCCUAUAAUGAAGGGCAAACAAUAUUCACAACUACGUUCAACCCAUAUAUACAAGGGUACAGGCUCAAAAGAGCCCUAUUAAAAAACUGGGAUUUAAUUCGGAAUGAUUUGUUACUGUGUAACAUUUUUCCAAAUCCCCCCCUUAUUGCAUUUCGUAGAAAUAUUAACUUGAAAGAUAAACUCACAAGUUCUAGUCUACGUACUGACAAACUCAUGAAAAAUGACACACCAAACGACGAAGAAUUACUUAACAUUUUAACUAAAUUGUAUAAUGAAAGUAAUAACGUCGAACAUUCUGAAAGCUAA
Saccoglossus kowalevskii is the source of this 1689-nucleotide messenger RNA. RefSeq lists its product as uncharacterized. The record is from RefSeq and is a predicted model, not a curated record. Lineage: Eukaryota; Metazoa; Hemichordata; Enteropneusta; Harrimaniidae.